Molecule: messenger RNA, 1943 nt
Organism: Uranotaenia lowii
Lineage: Eukaryota; Metazoa; Arthropoda; Insecta; Diptera; Culicidae
Gene: msl-3
Product: protein male-specific lethal-3
Exons: 3
Coding region: 149-1855 (568 amino acids)
Biological process (GO): regulation of DNA-templated transcription; chromatin organization
Cellular component (GO): NuA4 histone acetyltransferase complex; nucleus; MSL complex
Source: RefSeq, a predicted model, not a curated record
CAUUAUCGUUUCGCGAAUUGUUUGAAAAGUGCCGGCUCCUUUUUCCGCAACUCAAAGCUUUUCACGCGUUUUUUAGUUCGAAUAAUACGUUCUUCUGCGACGUUAUCGGUUUUUCCGAAGCAACGGCCUCAAAAUUGAUCCCUCGAAGAUGGUGUCCACUCGUGGUCCCAAAUACAAAUUUUCGGACGGGGAGAAAGUUCUCUGCUACGAACCGGAUCCGACCAAGGCUAAAGUCCUCUACGAUUCAAAGGUACUGGAAGUGUCCGAAGGACGCGACAAACGGGGCCGUCGAGUGAUCGAGUAUCUGAUCCAUUUCCAAGGGUGGAACUCUUCCUGGGACCGAAAAGUAAGCGAGGAUUUUAUCCUCAAAGAUACGGAUGAGAACCGGCAAUUGCAGAAAGAUUUAGCUGAAAAAUCUCAAUUGCACCAAGGAACUUACCUUUACCGGAAGGAACGAAAAAAACAUAAAGAUAAAUCGCUGUCGGCCCGUAUCGAAAGCCUCACGGCCGGAGCCCACAAAGUGUCCAUGCAUCAGCAACCAUUUCCUCCACAUCCUAUGUCGCAACAUGCACAACAACUUUCCCAUCCAAAUCAGCAGCACCAGUUGCCAGCACCUUUAUUAUCGGACGACGCCCUGCCUGGGCCAAGUAGCAACAUUCCCAGUACUUUAGGACUGAGCCGUCCAGAUGAACCAGAUUUCCAUCUCGAUGCUGUUACGCUUGACGGUGAUACCGAGUACUACAGCAGCUCGGUCGAGAGCAGCCACGAAGAGGACAAAGUCUAUUUGCAGGUCGGCGCUAAGCUCAAACGUUUUCUCGAAUUCGACUAUCGGAUGAUUUCCGAUAAUAUUUUGACCAAGAUACCGGCACAACUUCCAGUAGUUACGAUAUUGGAAAAUUUUGUACGCCAUUAUACUAUUCGGCAGCUGUUCGAUCUUGGCCAGGAGCAGGCAAAACUGAGACGUCGUAAUAGUUCUUUUCUGAAGGGUGAUCAGAAAACUAAAGACUAUGAAGCCAUCCGUAUUAACGUUGACCUUUGCAAGGAAGUAGCUGACGGCCUGCGGCUAUAUUUCGAUUUCACGCUCAAGGAUCACCUGCUGUAUGCGCAGGAAAAAUAUCAAGCCGAACUUGUUUUGUCGGAUGCAUAUUUGGCGAAUUUCACCUACGUUGUAUGUCCCAAUCUUUCAUUGGAACUUUUGGCUAUUCGUCUUGAUUCGCCAACUGUAGAAACGGGAACGGAUCACAUCGAUGCAACGUUAGCCGGGAGCUCAACAGCUGCUCAAGAGGAGAAAAAACGUAGAAGACUACGUUCGCACAAAAAUGAAGAGAACGAAUUCCUGCUAGAUCUCAGCAUUAUCAAGCAGGAAUCUUUUUCCCCGGGAAAUACUCAAUCGCUGGCAUAUUCUCUUCUGAAGUCAGCUUUUCCAUCGAACAUUACCAUCUCAUUCCAAACCAAGGAAAUUCUCGAGGACGUUUUCAGCUGGAAACUAUUGCCGUCGGAUGCUCCAGCUGAACCAUCAAUGAUCUAUGGUGCAGUACACUUGGCUCGAUUGAUCAUCAAGCUACCCGAAUUUCUCUCCGUCACUACUAUGGGUGAUGAAAAGUUGAAACUGCUGCUGAAAUUUUUGGACAGUUUUUCCGAGUUCAUUGAAGAGCACGAAGAGUGGUUCUCGAGAGAUGUGUACAGCGAUAAGUGUCUCCUGGGUGAUGUCGUGAAGCUGGAAAAUCCAGCGCACUUAGGACCCAGCUGCAUUCAGAUUAAGGAAGAAGAUUUAGAUCUGCACGGAAGCGACGGCAUGAUGGCGGGGCCGUUGCUUUCCGAUGUGAAGGUUGAAAACACCACCUUGUUGCAGUGAAACGUGGUUGGGAGCGAACUUUGCGUAGAAAUGAAAAGUGUCGUCAUAAACGUGUUGGUUUUAUUUCCGGAAAGUAUGAGAAAGCUUC